UACCCCAGAAACCGGUGGUCUAUAGCUUCGUACAAAACAACCUGCCCAGCGGGUUGUCCGGCAUCUGAACAGGUGGGUUCCCGGCAGUGAAUGUGUUAAUUUGCUAAUACUAAAUGUUAAUGUUCCUCCAAAGACAGCAGCUUACCCUCAACCAAGCAAUCCCCAGCUUACCCGCAGCUAAAUUUAGUGAGGAGAACAUUUGUUAUGUAUGUAUGUAUGUAUGUUGUUAUGUAGCGUCAGCUGAGAAUAUGUUUGUGCCUAUACAUUUUGAGCAAAAUCAUUUUAAAUAUAACGGGACGGCAGUGGCCUACCAUCUUAAAUAAAAAAAAUCAAUACAAGGUUUUCGUUUAUACUCUGUAUCUCUAAAUAAAAGUAAACAAACAAUAUGUACAUUUUCGGGCAGUUAUAGCAGUUAUAACGUGUUUUCCUGAUAAUGGAAAUGCAAAAUUGUAGCAUAGUUGUUGUCAUGGUCAGAAACAAAGUAUUUAUAUUGUGAAUUUAAUGAAUUGGUGGCGUAAAAGAAGCACAGAGGCAAAAGAACCCUCGUCAUACUGUUCCUUCUUCCAAACGUAAAACAAAAUAUCUUUUUCUUACCCCACCUGACUAGAAAUGAAAAGUCACGUGUCGUGAUCCCACAGGAAGGAUUCCACAUAUAUAUAUUAAGGUCAUAUUUUUACUUAAAGUAUAUAAACACGUGCAUUUUUCAUGUAGGGAGCUGCAUCUACCAAAACAACAGCUUCAUUCAUUGUUUUGAUGAAAAACAAAUGAAAAUCAAUUGAAUAAAGUAAAUUACUUACUGCUUCAUCUUAAAGGAUUGGCAAACAGUCGACCACCGUUGUAAUGAGGUGCCUGUUGCUCUUGAAAGUGAGUUGACUAGAUGUCGAUAUUGUCGAUAAAUUGUUUUUGUUGUUGAUUACUGAAUGCAAACGCCACCGGCUUCCGAAACCGAAUCCAAAUGAGCUUCGGAGUGAGUUUGCAACAGUCAGUGUUGCCAACUUAGUAUUCAAGCUUAGAGCUAGUGUUGUGCCAAAAAAGAGCUGAAAAAGAGCUAACUUUAUCAGCUAAAGAGAGCUAAAUAAAACUAUUCGAACUUAUUAUAUUUUAAUCAAUAAAAAACAAUGUUCUUAAUAAUAGCACUAGGUAUCAUUAAUCUUCAUCUGACCAUGAGUAACAUAUGUUGUCGUCAUCGUGAAAAUCAAUCACCAAGGAACUUCCACUUGGGCCUGCUGUAGCCUGAUCAGGGUUGUUGUAUGAAGCCAUUGUCCCUAUUUUUUUUAGUACCUCAGUUGGCAGUAUGUAGUUGUGACAGCAUUUUUUUUGACGCCGUAAUCCUGCCCUGAUGGUAAUAAUGGCAUUCGUGGUGGUGUUGUGUAGUCUAUUGCGAGCCUUGUUUUUAACUAUAUUAAGUUGGCUAAAGACUCGUUCAACUUACCCAUUAGACCACGGCAAAGAAAUCAUCGACAAGGCAAAUGAACACAAUUCUAUAAAAGGAUUAUUGCCAGCUGCAUCUUGAUAUUUCCAAACUUCGGACCAAAAUGAAAUAGUGUUGUCCUUUUUCUCCCAUGGUACAAGAGCUAUAUUGACCCACUGUGUUUCUACCUUCGCGAUAAAAUCCUGGCUGUGGCCCGUUUCUCGUACUAGUGAAGUUAUUCUUUCCUUUACUUGCUUCAAUGUGUUUGAAACUGACAACUGGUUGACUUUUUUCAAAACAUUGUAAUUUUCUGGAAGUCUCUGUUUCAGUUGUUUUAUGAGCUCUACUGUGAACUUCACACAUUUAUCCCUGAAUUGCUCUUCAUCUUGGGUUGAAAAUCGAUUGGUCUCUCGUAUUUCUGAAAGCUUACUUUCGACUUUGAAUCCUAGAUAAGGAUGUGGAACCAAGAAAUCUUCUAAAUUUUGUAUUUCGAAUACAUUGAUGUUCCUAGUAGGAUUCAGAACUUUCUUCCCGAGAGAUUCUAUAGCCGUUAUUAGGUCAUUAAGUAAUUUGCUAGGAUCAAUAUUAUUCGACUGAAUUUUUUUUACUAGCCCCUGUAAUUGAUCCAAAACGCUGUGGAUAUAUAACAAAUAUGCUUCGUUUGUGGGAUUCGUUUUUAAUGUUUUAGACAAGUUUAAUUUAGUAAAAAAAUGUAGUUAAGAUUAUCACCUAUACACCGCCAUAUUACAAUAAAUAGUUAUAACCGAGCAACGCUCGGUCGCCCAGGUACUAUAUAUAUAUACAAGAAUUGCUCGUUUAAAGGUAUAAGAUUAUACGACAUUAUUACACAAAUUGACUUAAGUCCCACAGUAAGCUCAAUAAGGCUUGUGUUGAGGGUACUUAGACAACGAUAUAUAUAACGCCAAUUGUUGGGAUUAGUUGCCAAGCGGACGUCAGGCUCCCAUGAGCCGUGGCAAAAUGCCGGGACUCUCGUCGGAAGAGGUGAAGGAAAACAACACGAGGAAAUCGGACUAAUCCUAAUAAGCCCUAGUUUAGUGUCAGAUGGCAGUCGCUUUCCUUUGCAACCUUUCGCCAUCGUCGAUCAUGAGUUAAACUUGCGAGUUAGCAACUUCCAGCGAAGCUGGGAAGACCGUGUCUGAGACUCGUUCUCUUAGUGUAAGGUCUGAGUGGACGCUCGAGUUGGGCGUGCAUGUUAAACAAAUACACGUAUAGGAGCGGCCUUAGUGCAAGCUGCUCACAUCACUUGUGAGCCCGACGCCACGCUGCACGCCCCGCCGAACGCUCCGCUUCGAGCGUCCACUCAGGCCUUACACUUAACACAGCAGUGGCAUUGGUAACAGUGUGUGUUUGUAUAUUACCAUUUAUCACAGUAACAUUUAAAUUGUACGAGUAACUUUAUUGUUUCAGAGCCCAUCAACGUGCUCACUAGCGCCACUGCUAAAUAAUUGUGAUUUAAGACAGUAGAUCAACAUAAAAACUAGUUUGAUGUAUUCAAAAGGUACUUAAAUACAAAAUACAGUACCCAGCGGCCCUCUUUUUUUAAAUAUCUGUCGUUAAAUUUAGACAAUCACAAAUAUUUUCCAGUGGCGCUAGUGAGCACGUUGAUGGAUUGACACUUGAUGAAAUUUUUGACGCUCUAUUAACUUAUACAGCUUGUUUUAAAGACGCGCGUGAUUGUUAUUACCGUGGUAAUAUUUAAAAAUUGAAUUAUCUGUAACAAACAAUGUAUAGUUUUUUUCGCAGAAACAAAAACGCAAACAACACAUAUUUAAAUAACACUUUUACUGUUGUUUAUCUCUUCUUUAUGUGUUGUAUUAUUUGUACUGUUUCUGUAUUGAGGUGUGCAAUAAAGUGUAUUUGUAUUUGUAUAACAGUGUAUUUUUUUAAAGUACCAAAUGCAUAAAAAAAAUCUGUAACUUAUACACGGUGAUCUACUUUGACAUCCACCUUUUGUUGGACGGGCUUAUUUAUCUAACAUUUGAAUAUUUUUCAUUCAUGUUCCUAAUUGAUUGAAAAACCGCUGAUAAAAUAAAGUACGGGACUUGGAGGGCAAGCGAAGCGAUAUUACGCUUCCUUGGACCCCGCGUUUGAACAUGUAUACUCAAGCAAACAAAAGUACUGAAAAUAAGAUUUUGGCAAAAAUUUCAUUUUUGGUACAAGCUUUUAUUGCUGACUACUUAAAACUCCACAGACAAUAUUCAUCGAGACAAUUCUAAAAACUACAAACACAAUUAGGUUGCGUUGUUUUAUCAUAGAGUUCCUAUGGCCACCUCCUGUCUCCAUCAUCAGAUCAGCUCAAUGGUAACAUAAUAUUGCAUUGUCACCCAACUUUCAUAUGUAUGUAAAUUUUCAGCUUCAUUAGAAGUUCGGAAGUGGGUCAAAUUUAACUUGCAAGAUUUGACCCGUAUAUACAUAGGUACAUUGCAACUUAAUAUAAAGCUUGUAAAUACAACUUUUUGCUCAGGAACGGAGUAAGACUCGUGCAGAGGAAGUUCGCGCAAGGUGUACCCAUUCCAGCGAGCAGCAUCAGCGUCGCGCCUACACCGCCGGAGCGCAAACCGGACCCACCUUACUCUCCCAAAAAUGUCUACCACAACAACAUGUCCGCUCGGAACCUGCUCGACAUUGUGUCUAUUCAAAACAUACACAAACACAAGCAAGAACCACUCGUGGUGCUCGAACGUCUUCGAGACGACGAGAUACCGUCGCCCGUCUUGCCGAACGGACGGUGCGUCCGACCAAGGAUCCGGGUGCCCUUGAGACGCCGGAAGGUCAAGGGCAACAAGGGCAACAUGUGCCUGAGGUCAGGCAAGCGCAAGUCCACUGAUGCCGGCAAGGGGCCCACUAAGAAACGAAAGAAGCUGUCCUCGGAGUCCACGGACGACAUACCGCUCGUCUACUAUUUCAACAACCGGCCUGCCAAGCCGCAUAAUAGACAGCACAGACAGAAGGACAUCACAGUUACAGACAAAAAACAAAAAGCGCCAGUCAGAGAGAAACGUACGCCAGCACCAAAGAAAACGGUCACCAAAGAGCGAAGCGACUCCACGGUUGACAAACCACCUUCAAGGGCAGAGUCCAAAGCUCGGCAGCUAAAAAAAGGGCUACCGAAGGACGCACGCUGGUCCACGCUCCGCUCGGCGCGAGCGCCCUCUGAGACCCGAAGCAUAGUGCGACGUCUGCGUAACAAAGUGCUACUAGGUAAGCCCAUUUAUUUAUUUAUUCGUAUGGCAAAAAUACAAUCGUUCAUUCAUAUGAAAUAUAGGUAGAUAUAUUUAUUACGCCCAAUUGCUGGAUCCAUUGGGUGACAUUGUUGUCUAAGGUGAACAAGUCCACUGCUGGGUUGCCCUGGUAUUUGGUGAGUGGGCAUUCGCGCAUAAUAUGGUCAGCUCCACAAUCGCAUGCUGGCGACUCUCUCCAGCCACAUCUGUGUAGGAACUCUCGACAUCCACCCCAACCGGUUCGUAAUCGAUUUAACUGGCACCAACUUCGUCUGGGUAGUGAGAAACCUGUUGGUUUUUCUGUAGGGUUGAUGUUUGUCCCUAGGUUGGUAGGCAAGUUCUCAUUCCAUUCUUGAGUCCAUCUCUCAUUAAUGCUGAAGGGGGUGUUUAAAAGUAUUGAGGCAGUUUUAUGUGGCGGUAAGCCCAUUCCAGCUCUGGAACGCUCUACCUCUGGAGGCAGAGCCAGUCACUGGCGUUGCUAAAAGGCAAAUUAAAAACUUUCGACUUGAAAGGAUUCAGCAAAUUUUUUGUAAGGAAAAUCUGGCGGAAGAUUCUGGGACCUAUCAGAGAUGAAGAUGGAACUUGGAGGCAUAGGAAGAAUAGGGAGCUAGAGGAGCUGGUUGCGAUGCCCAAUAUAAUUGGCGAGAUCAAAGCCACACUCCGCUGGCUCGGUCACCUAGAGAGGAUGGGAGAGGAUCGUGCCGUGAGAAGAGCGUAUGUGGGGCACCCGGGUGGAAAACGUCCGUCUGGGCGUCCCAGAUACCGCUGGAGUGACGAAGUCCUAAAAGACCUGUUCGCCCUCGGAAUACCCAACUGGCGUGAAGUGGCGCAGGAUAGGGCAGAGUGGCGCUCUCUUGUGUCAGAGGCCAAGAUCCUGUUUGGGUCACUGAGCCAGUGAAGAAGAAGAAGUCCCUUGAUUAUAGAACCGGCCGCUAUAACUGAUUAUUUUUCGUCAGCAGCUAGACAUAGUCUCCCUCCGUUGGAGAAAAUCUUCUUUUCUCCAACAACUUUUCUCCUGCAUAUCUAGAUGUUUUAUUUUUAUUUAAAAUGAUUAGAAAUCACAUAAGAUUCUAACCUUUUGUUAGAUAGCGUUUCCUUCAAAAUUUCUCGGUCCCACUCACCUAAACCUACACUAUUUCCUCCUGUGGCACACAGUAUGCUAAAAACUCUUUCUUUAGGCGCACUUGUAAUUUGUAUAAUGAAUCUCUUAACGAUAUAGAUAUUUUUGCUCAUAGUUUGUCCGUGUUCAAGAACAAAGUUCGGCAAUUUUUGUCGUUGAUGGUAAGUAUCGCAGGUGGGGACCAACAGAGGGUUACUACUUACUUACUCCGUUGGCUCAGCGACCCAAAAUGAGACUUGGCCUCCGACACAAGACAGGGCCACUUUUCUCGGUCCUGUGCGACCUCUCGCCAAUUGUCGACUCGAAGCUCGCGCAGAUCCGCCUCCACCAUGUCGCUCCAGCGAUACCUAGGGCGUCCGAUAGGACGUCCUCCUGCUAGGCGACCCAGGUACGCUCUUUUCACGUUCCGAUCUUCGUCUAUUCUCUCAAGGCGGCCCAACCAACGGAGUCUGUGGGCUUUACUUUCUCCCAUGAUAUUAGGUUCAGCCACUUGGUCUUCAAUCUAACGGUUCUUAAGGACUGUCCAACUUCCAUCCGGUCCUCGUUUGGGGCCCAGUAUUUUACGGAGGAUUUUCCUCUCGGCAACUAGCAGCAUGUUUUCUUCCUUGAGUGUUAGUGUCCAUGCUUCAUAGGGCAUAAAGAUUAGGAUCCAGAAUACAUUGCGAUGCAGUGCAGCCCUUCACAAGGUGUUAGUGUCCAAGCUUGUAAGCAGACGCAUCAAGAUCCGAAUCUAUGAGACCGGCUAAAACUCAUUUUUUCCUAAAAAAAUCGACAUUCGAAGUUUUAUAAUAUCUUAUCUCUAAAGUUACACAUAAAGACAGGUAUUUUUUUAGGAAAACUUGAGUUGUAAGCAGAUAUAACAAAACACGUGCUCAUUAUUUUUUGCUGCUUUCAAACAUAUACUCAAACCAGCCAUUAACUAGCAAGUUGCUUGAGCAUCACUUUCUAUAGGAGUUAGAAGAUUUAGUAACUUUUUAGUACUUUGAAGGCCAUUUUCUCCUAACAGGUUGAGUUUGGGCAGCUAAAAAAAAUACGUGUCCGUUAUUUCAGACUACUCUAUAACAUAUAUCAAAAUGAAUCAAAUCGGAACCGGACAGUUGGGUACCCUUCCUUGUUAGGUAGGUAUUUUCGUUGGUGGCGGUCAAGUUGGUCCCCGCCUGCGAUACUUACCAUCAGCAACAAUAUUCUUGUGGGCCUUGUUUUCAUCUUUUUAGUGCAGUCGGGUUUUUUGUUUUUCUAUAAUAAUAUUUUAUUUUAUGAUAAGCAGUUAUAAUUUUGUUUUAAAUGAAUUUCUUGUACAAUUUCCAUGCUGAUAUUUAAAUCCUCAAUCCAUAAAUAGCGAUACUUUUACCUGAAUUAUUAAUUUAAAGUAUUCAAGAAAUAAUAUAGAACGUUAAAUAGGUGCAUAUCGUCGCCGUAGAGCGAAAAGUCACCAAAUCGUUCAUUGGUCAUUUUGAGUUAUGAGGGUUUAAAAAAAUAAUAAUUAAAUUUUUUUUUACUGAAAUUAUCUUAAGAUAAAAUUGUGGUUUUAUAUGUGUUUAUUCAUUAUAAUAUAACUAAAAUGACUUAGGUACGCUCAUAAAUAAGUUACAAGAAGUUGAAAAAUGUAUAACGGAAUUAGGUAUUUUUCGACUAAAAUAUUGAAUCCGAAGUGAGUUUUUAGUUACUUCUUUAACUUUGUAAAAUUGAAACUAUGAUCGCUAUUGCUACCGCAAUAAGACUGAAAUUUGGAGAAAAAAAAAUGCGAUUUUGAUGACAUAUAUAAGUCAAUUUUGGCCAUUUUGUGAUUUGGUGACUUUUCGCUCUACGGCGACGAUAUAUACUUUACUCACUGAGUUCGAGCGCCCAACUAGACUGUAAUGAUCAUCCCCUUUCAUCCGUUGGUAAACAAUGCACUAUACAUUCAUUCCAAUAAGGUUUCCGAUGCGAUAUAUACUUAUAUAUAAUACGCAUGGCGUACAAAGGAUCAAACGAAAACACUUUAGUGUUAGAUUGUGUUUAUAAAAGCAUUUUGAUUGCACGAUAGUGCACACGUUCGUGUUUACAUAGCCCGGAAUAUCAAACAGGGGACCGUGAGGGAACUUAAUUAAUUCAAGCCUAUAGUGGCACUUUGAAUGGCGGACACGUACGGAAAUCAUUUUUCUGAAACCUGUAAUGAAAUGUUGACAUGACUUACUUCAAAUUAGGUCCGGAAAUACUACAUAUCAGGUGCGAUGAAUGAUGAUAUGUAAAGGAAUUUCAUACAGCCUUACACACCUAGGCCUGUAAGGCAACCUUCUUUUGUUUUUAAACGUCAAAUUAUGGCACGUCUUGGCAUUCAACCGUAAAAAACCUAUAAGCAAAAUUCUGCCAGUAUGCUUUUUUUUGUGUUUUUUUUUCUUUUUUGUGUUUGUUAAAUAUUACUUCGGGGAUUCAAAGGGAAACAAAAAUUUCAUAUUUUUUGCGCUUUGACGCACGGUUUAGGAGAUACAGCCCCAAAAAGUUUUAUUUUUUUCAGUCAUUCAGAAAUCUUUAUAGGGCUGUAUCUCCUAAACCGUGCGUCGUAGCGUAAAAAUAAUCAAUUUUUCGUUUCCCUUUCGGUAUCAACAAAAAACGCAAAAAAGAAAAAAAAAGAAAAA
Molecule: messenger RNA, 8391 nt
Organism: Cydia pomonella (codling moth)
Lineage: Eukaryota; Metazoa; Arthropoda; Insecta; Lepidoptera; Tortricidae
Exons: 5
Coding region: 4033-4701 (222 amino acids)
Source: RefSeq, a predicted model, not a curated record